UGUGUUCUGUCUCCUCUCAACUGAAACAAUGAUGCUCGCGUAUCUGGCGCUGCUGGUUGCGCUUUGCUUACCUGGAUAUCUAGAUGCGCUUCAUGGAUUAUACGCCUUCGACCAGCCAGAGAGCUUUCAGAAAAAGAGCAACUGCAAACCCAUACCUGCAAACCUGCUCUUGUGCCAUGACAUCGAGUACACGGAGAUGCGUCUGCCUAACAUCCUCGGACACGAGACCAUGAAUGAGGUUCUGCAACAGGCUUCAUCCUGGACCCCUCUGGUGCAGAAACAGUGUCAUCCCGACACCAAGAAGUUUCUCUGCUCUCUUUUCGCCCCGGUGUGUCUGGCUGAUCUAGACGAGCCGAUUCAGCCGUGCAGGUCGCUGUGUGAGAGCGUAAAGAGCGGCUGCGCUCCAGUGAUGGCCGCGUUUGGGUUCCCUUGGCCGGACAUGUUGGACUGCAAUCGCUUCCCUCUAGAUAAUGACCUGUGCGUACCUCCUGCUGUUUUAGUGCCAGUCACCAAGGAAGUUCCAAGAGUGUGUGAAGCCUGCAAAGAAAAGCCUGAGGAUGACAAUGAAAUUGUGAACAACCUGUGCAAAAAUGACUUUGCUUUAAAGAUCAAAGUCAAGGAGAUCUCCUACAUGAAUGGCGACACCAAAAUCAUUCCAGAAGUCAAGAGCAAGACUAUCUACAAGCUGAAUGAUGGCGUUACUGAUCGUGACUUCAGGAAGAUGGUGCUUUGGCUGAAAGAUGGUCUCCAGUGUGUGUGUGAUGAAAUUAAUGACAUCAAUGCUUCUUAUCUGGUGAUGGGCCAAAAGAUGGAUGGAAAUUUGGUCAUCACGUCAUUAAAACGCUGGCAGACGGGUCAGCAGGAAUUUAAGAGAAUUUCUCGUAGUAUUCGCAAGCUUCAGUGCUAG
Molecule: messenger RNA, 907 nt
Organism: Carassius gibelio (silver crucian carp)
Lineage: Eukaryota; Metazoa; Chordata; Actinopteri; Cypriniformes; Cyprinidae
Product: secreted frizzled-related protein 2-like
Exons: 3
Coding region: 29-907 (292 amino acids)
Biological process (GO): non-canonical Wnt signaling pathway; negative regulation of canonical Wnt signaling pathway; canonical Wnt signaling pathway
Molecular function (GO): Wnt-protein binding
Source: RefSeq, a predicted model, not a curated record